GGCCGCCACUGGGCCAGCUCAUGGCUGCAUUGUUGUGGGAAAGGAGUGUGUAGUGACCCAGACUGGACUCACAGUAGCAAAAUGGCCUGGUCUCAGGCUCCCCCGCCCCGGCCACAAAGCAAAGCGCGCCCCUUCCCGGUGAUUUGGGGCCGCGGGUGCCGGCGGCCAUCCGGAGCUUGGUCGGGUCCCCGGAGGGACCCGUGGUGGAACCCGCCCUGAGGCUUUGGGAUUCCGCUGAAACUUUCAGCAGGCUGACUGAAUAAAGAACAAGGUUGGAGUGGGAGAAGAGAGGAAACUUUUUGUCUGCCAGUUCACAAAAAACUGGAAAAUGGACUUUGUCAAGAGAAUGGACGUCAUCAAUAUCACCGCCUUGCCAAUGAUCCCAUUCGACGAGCGCCUGGUGGUCUCCGCCAAUUCACGGAAAGUGCUGGAGAAGGCUUUGAGGAAGCAGUUGCAAGACAAUCCACCCACAUGCAUUAUUGGCUCCAUGAGCCAGGUGAACCAGAGGAUUACUGAAAUAGACCUGGACUCCAGCCUGUUGACCAGCACCUCGGCAAUUGAGGAAUAUGAGUUGGAGAAGAAGUCUUUAAAAGAGAAAACUCACGGCAGCCCGGGAGACAAAGUCAAGCAACCGAAGGAAGAGCUGCCGAUAACCUGCAAAGGUUCAGAGCUCCGGAAUGCCAAGUUGAUCCUGUCGAAAAGGAAAACAGCAGAUAAGAAUCUGCUAGCGGAGCUGCACCAACACCCCCAGUUUGACGAAACUAGGCCCAACAAGCUUCCCAAUGGCGUGGACUUCUGCGACAUGGUGGGCAAUGUGAUCCGAUCUGAGAAAAAUCCCCUUAGUGGCAAGUCUUACUGUUCAGACAGAGAAUUAGAGAAGUUUCUGUCUUCUCCCUCCUUCAGCGCCAUCUGGCUGGACAGCUUUUGGUGGAUAUUUCACGAACGGUACCAGCCAAACAAGGAGAUCCAGCACAAGCUGUUUGACCGAAUAGCCCAAAAUUACGCCAUCCUGCUGUUCAAAAUGGUCCGGACUCACUAUGAAGAGGCGCUCAUAAAAAGGCUCCCAUCGCUUCUGAGCAAAGCUCUGUACACCAGCUUCUGCUGCUGCUUCCCCCAGUCCUGGUUCAACACCCACGAAUUCAAGUCGGAGAUUUGUAACACGAUGGGCCUGUGGAUCUCAGGGACAUAUCCUUGCCCACAAAGCUAUGACAGUUGGGACUACUCAGAACUGGAUCCAGAGAGGUUCCGGAGAGAAGAAUUGAUGUUACAGAGCAGUCGACUUAUAAGGGGAAGAGAAUUCACCCUCUUCACUUGUAUGAGAACCUCCUUCCCAAAGAUGGACCACUACAAAAACAAGAAAUUCCAUACCCUUCUGCGUGCAGAAGGACAUCACACAUCACUGAAGCAGUCUUCUAGUUUCUCUACAACCCAGGAGAGAGGCUUUUCAAGGAAGCUGACCGCAGAGGAAAGCUUACGAUGCAGCCACAUGAAAGAUCACCCUGUAACAACCCUGUUCUCCAGGAAAGCCACACAGCAAGUCAAGAGGAUAUCAGAAGCCAGAGCAUGCAUGAGUUUGUUACUGAAAAAGUCCCACCCUGCCUGCAAAAGCCCCAAGUUGACUGUAAACCAAUUCAACCUUUAUGGGAAGAGCCCGCUAAUUAUGUACUACUUCCUCAACUACUCUAAGCUGCCGCUUAAAGGCCAGGAUUUGCUGAUCAGCCGGAGAGAAAAGACCAAAGUCGUCCCUGACUCUGUCAUGACUUAUGCUGACAUCAUCCACCUGGUCACGAAGAACAUGGAGACUCGGAAGAAACGGCUCAGGCAGCUGGACCAGCUGCACGAGAACGAGUGGGCCUAUUUUAACAACUAUCUAACGGAACUGCAGGAGAACUUCGAGAGGGAGGUGAAGAUUAUUGAUCAAAAAGUAGCAGAAAAAAGAAAGGCCAACCAUAACCACGUUUCUUCCACAUUACUAUUUGAUGACUUGUUUUUCAAGAAAUCCAGAGGAACCCCCCAGAAAGAAACAGCUUUUCUCUCAAGGAAGAAAAAGAGGGAUAUAGAAGAGAAACUGAAGGCUUUUCAGUCCCCCUUCUCGUUACACAGCCCCAUGGACACCUAUUCCCUGGGCUUAAAAAGCCCCUACAGAAUCGGGUCUCCCUCCAGUAGCAGUGAGCUCGUCACCAAGGUUUCCAAAGCCACACAGGACGUGCUCUUUAGACUCUCACCGUCUUCCAUGGAGUGAACUCGCCCACGCACGGGCUCGGACUGCAGAGGUGGGGCCUGUGUCUGUUGUUGAAUGGGAUAGAAAAUGGAAUCAGCAAUGGCAAACGAGAGCACCCCUGCAGCCAGGAGCGUGCUGAGUCUUCCCCAGUCCACGGGAUAAAGACGAUUAAAGGUCACAUCUACCACGAGCCGAAGUUAGGGCUGAGAGAAGGUGAUUCGCCUCAUCCAUUCAGACAUGUAAUUUCUUCUUUCAUUCCCUUAUUAAUGAUAACAACACAAUUCAACACAUCCUUAGGAAACAUAGCAAGACCUUGUUUCAAAAACCAGGCAAGCAGGGAGGGAGCUGAGCCAGGUAGUGGUGGCACACACCUUUAAUCCCAGCACUCGGAAGGCAGAGACAGGUGGGUCUCUGCAUUUGAGGCCACCCUGGUCUACAGAACAAGUUCCAGGACAGCCAGGGCUACUCAGAGAUACCCUGUCUCAAAAAACCAAAACCAACCACCUGAGACACCCAGCUACGUGGGCUGAGCAUUUUCUGGAUUCUUGGACUUUCCAUUCAUAGUUAGCCAUUGUUGGAUUAGUAAGAAGGAGAGAUUCAUUCUAUAAGUUCUGUUACUCUGAAGAACCCUGGCUAAUACAGAUUUUGGUACCAGAAGUGGUUGUGGAGCAACAGAAAUAUAAGGAUGAAUCUUUUAAGCAUCUGGAAUAGCCUUUCCAAUUUGCUGAUACCUACAAGUACUGAAACUUCUCCAGGGAGCUCAGAAUGUACUAAAAGUCCAUGAUGUGAACUAUUUCACAAACUUAUAGAAAUAAAUACAUUUGAUUAUUCUGAUUCACCAAACAGACAAAUAAACAACAAACAAAUCCCCCCA
This is a messenger RNA of Peromyscus eremicus (cactus mouse), 3095 nucleotides long. It is a transcript of the gene Fam227a, whose product is annotated as family with sequence similarity 227 member A. Bases 329 to 2242 code for a protein of 637 amino acids. The transcript has 18 exons. The record is from RefSeq and is a predicted model, not a curated record. NCBI's taxonomy places the organism in Eukaryota, Metazoa, Chordata, Mammalia, Rodentia, Cricetidae.